AGCGCCGACCGGGUCACGCGCUACGGGCUGAUGGUGAAGCCCAUCCAGAGGUUCCCUCAGUUCAUCCUGCUCCUGCAGGACAUGCUGAAAAACACCCCCAAGGGCCACGCAGACCGCCUGUCCCUCCAGCUGGCCCUCACCGAGCUGGAGACCUUGGCAGAGAAGCUCAACGAGCAGAAGCGCUUGCUCAUCAAGUCGAAGGAGCGGAAGGUUUUCCUGCUCAACGACAUGCUGGUCUGCGCCAACAUCAACUUCAAAGGCCAGCUGGAAAUUAGCAGCCUGGUGCCCCUGGGUCCCAAAUAUGUGGUGAAGUGGAGCACGGCCCUCCCGCAGGUGCAGGUGGUGGAGGUGGGACAGGAGAGCGGUGCCUACGACAAGGACAACGUCGUCAUCCACAACGCCGGUGCCAAGAAACACGCGCCGGCCGGGCAGGCUUCGCACAAUAAAGUCUACCUGGGGCCACCACGGCUCUUCCAGGAGCUGCAGGACCUGCAGAAGGACCUGGCGGUGGUGGAGCAGAUCACCCUUCUCAUCAGCACCUUGCAUGGCACCUACCAGAACCUGAACAUGACGGUGGCCCAGGACUGGUGUUUGGCCCUGCAGAGGAUGAUGAAGGUGAAGGAGGAGGAGAUCCACUCCGCCAACAAGUGCCGCCUCCGUCUCCUGCUCCCCGGGAAGCCGGACAAAUCUGGCCGCCCCAUCAGCGUCAUGGUGGUCUUCAUCACUCCAAACCCCCUGAGCAAGAUCUCCUGGGUGAACCGCCUGCACUUAGCCAAGAUAGGACUGCUUUAUGUGCUCGGCGCCGCGGUGCACAACCCCGUGCAGUCCUCGCUGCUGGGCUUCUCUGCCGUCAGCCACUCGCUGCCGCCACUGGAGGGGGACCUGGCGGGCACGCAGGAGCCCCGACCGACCACCGAACAGCCCCCCACGUCCCCCCAUCCCACCGUGUGCUUGGGGUUACGGGAUGGGAGCAUCGCCGUCUACGGCAGCGUGGACACGGGGACGCAGUGCUUGUUGACCUGCAAAAGCCCGGGGAUGCAACCGGUCCUCUGCUUGAGGCACAGCCCUGAGUACCUCUUUGCGGGGCUGCAGGAUGGGACCGUGGCCGCCUACCCCAGGAGCAAUG
Messenger RNA from Cariama cristata (Red-legged seriema), 1126 nucleotides. It is a transcript of the gene ARHGEF10L, whose product is annotated as Rho guanine nucleotide exchange factor (GEF) 10-like. The transcript is spliced from 11 exons. The record is from RefSeq and is a predicted model, not a curated record. Lineage: Eukaryota; Metazoa; Chordata; Aves; Cariamiformes; Cariamidae. Gene Ontology annotation, molecular function: guanyl-nucleotide exchange factor activity. Gene Ontology annotation, biological process: SREBP signaling pathway; positive regulation of stress fiber assembly; actin cytoskeleton organization. The annotation marks the transcript as partial. Gene Ontology annotation, cellular component: cytosol.